This is a messenger RNA of Ruditapes philippinarum (Manila clam), 2336 nucleotides long. Its product is annotated as mitochondrial proton/calcium exchanger protein-like. Gene Ontology annotation, biological process: intracellular monoatomic cation homeostasis. NCBI's taxonomy places the organism in Eukaryota, Metazoa, Mollusca, Bivalvia, Venerida, Veneridae. Gene Ontology annotation, cellular component: mitochondrial inner membrane. Gene Ontology annotation, molecular function: ribosome binding; calcium ion binding. The record is from RefSeq and is a predicted model, not a curated record.
AGCCAGCUCGAAGGUAUUAUGUUUGUGGCUGUAAACAGUUGUACAGUGUUUCAAGUAUAAACAAUGAUGAUGACAAUGGAAACUACACCAAAUAUAAAUAUGUGAACCGUAAUACCAAUAACAGAACAGUAUUGUCAAGGUCACAAAAUACUGGAGUAAAAUGGGCAGUAUCGGGUCUCCACAGCCAGUCUUUAUUUUUACAUUCCUCCUCAUUAUUUAUAGACCUCAACUUAUACGAAGAACAUAUAUUUAAGCGUUUAUUUCAUUCAUCGGCAUAUCUUAGCAAAGAGGAUACUGUUGUCGAAAAAUCACUGAAAAAUUUGAAGGAGAAGGAAAAAGAAAAAUCCUCAAAAGAUAAAGUGAAGUUGAAAGAGCCUGUGCCAGUACCAGAGAAACAGAAUAUAGUUAAAGCUUUUGCUACGAAAAUUUACGCAAAAUGGCUAAAAUUUAUCAAAUUUUUACGAGAGGAAGGAAUAGUUGGAGUUGGAAAACACCUUUAUCACGAAUUUUUGUUCUAUAAAGAUGGAAUGAAACUGUUCUGGAAAGAUUUACGUAUUUGUAUACCAUUAAGUUAUAAAUAUUUAAAAAGUGGGAGGUCGACCCUAACCAGGAGAGAAUAUAGAUUGUUAAAACAGACCCUUGUAGAUUUGUUGCUGAUGUUUCCAAUCCUGCCAACUCUGAUUAUACCAUGCAUGGAGGUUUUAAUUCCAGUCUUUAUGUAUAUUGGGAUGAUACCAAAAGUGUUCAUAUCAAAGGAAGCAAGGGAAACCCAGAUAAGUAACAAACUUCAAAGGAAAAUUGAGUCUGCCAAACUGUUGGUAGAAAGUCUUCAUGAUAUGCCGCUAAAAGCCAAAAGCAAAAAAGAUGAUACAGUGUCAAGUGUACAAGAAUUUACAGACUUUAUGAAAAAGGUGAAAAGUAGUGAAGUGAUACCUCCAAUAUCAGAGAUAUUAAAGUUUUCCCGGUUGUUUGAGAACACUUUAACCCUGGAUGAUCUCAGUAUAAAACAGUUACAGGGUCUGUGUAAACUACUAGGUAUCGGGUUCCUGAGUGAUAUACCCAAUGCUAGAGUACUCCGAUUCCAGAUUGAAACGAGAAUGAGAGAACUUACAGUGGAUGAUAAGUUUAUUUUGCGUGAUGGUAUAGACUCUCUAACUACUGAAGAAUUACAGGCAGCUAACAGGGCGCGAGGUAUGCGAGCACUCGGUGUAUCAGAGGAGCGUCUUAAAAUACAGCUUGAACAUUGGUUGGAACUUCAUCUCAAAGAAAGAGUUCCAACUAGUUUGUUAUUGUUAUCAAGAGUCAUGUACCUUGAUGAAAACUUGUCACCUGCAGAACAACUGCGACAGACUAUCUCAUCUCUCCCAGACACAACUGUGGACAAAGCUAAAGUCACAUCUGCAGAAUCAAGCGGUGAAUCAGUUGACAAGGCAACCAAGAUUAAAGUUCUGGAAGAAGAGAGCAAGGCCAUCAAAUUGGAGAAGGAAGCUGCUGCUGAAGAAGAGAGAUUGGCUAAAGAGAAAGAAAAAAUGGAGAAGCAACAGGAAGAGGAACGUAAAGCCGAAGAAGAGAAACGUAAACUCGCAGAACUUACCUUACAGAAAAUGGACAACCAGAAUAUUAUUGAUGAACUUGCAUUCAAGUUUGAGAAGGAAAGAGAAAAACGUAUUGAUACCCCAAUAGAAGCAGAACCAGUUCCUGAAACAGUGAAGGAACCAGUAGACUCUGCACAAGAUAUCACCGAAGAUGUUAAACCUGUUGUUGACACUGCAGAACCUAUUGUUGAACAACCUUCUGAAGAGAAGGUAGAUAAGGCCGAGAAAAUUGAAGAUGAGGACAAUAUAACAGCAAAGGACCUUGGAGAUAUAGAGAAAGCUAUUGAAGAUCAGGCUAAACAUUACAAGGAUGAACUUGCAGAGGUUGCUGAGGAUCUGGAUGAAUAUAAAGAGGAUGUAGAAGACAUCAAGGCAUUGUGUUUGAAAUCAGACCUUGAGAAAGAUAUAGAAGAGACGUGGAACGCCAAACUUUUACUGAAACGUAUGGACAAGGUGCUUAAGCAGUUUGAUACGAAGAUAUCAAAACUACAAGAUGAGAAGAUUAAGAUACAGGAAAAUAUUGAUAAACAAGAGGUGUCACUGAAGUAUGAUUUAGACGGUAAAAGUGCAGAGAUAAUGGAGGAUAUUUCAGCUAAAAAGAAGAACUUGGUCAGUAUCAAUGAUGUACUGUUAUCAUUGAAGAGAUUUCAGAAGGUACCUGAUGAUGUCAAGAUGCAGAAAGUGCUUGAGGUUCUCGACACAGAUAAAGACGGUCUUAUUGAUAUCAACCAUGUACUCAAG